AUGAAUGGAGUCAAGCCAUGGGGCCGUUUGGUAUACUUGACCAAUGGACCUGCCAAAUCUAUCGAUCUCAUUAAUGCCGAGUACGCGUUUGGUCGUGGUAAAGCCUGUCAAAUAGUACUCGAUGACAAUCAAAUGAUUUCCAAACGUCAAUUUGUGAUUGCUUUGGUGGAAGAUACACCAUGCUUGAUGGAUGUGUCUCAGAAUGGAACUCUUGUUAAUGGACACAACAUCGCAAGGCAUCGAAUAAUUUUGACCCACGCUGCUGAGAUUGAGAUUGCGCCUGAAGCAUAUUUCUUUGUAUUCUACCUACCAAAUCAGCCUAUCCCUCUUACCCUCCCACCAAACUCUCACUACAUGAUACUAAACACAAAGACAUUGGGACGUGGAUCCUUCGCAGAUGUCAAGAUGGCAAUCGACUUACGAAGUGGUGAAAGAGUUGCUGUAAAGAUAUUUGAUCAAACUAUUACUAAAGGAGUGAAUACGAAAUCUGCCAUGUCGAUGCUGGACGUCAGGAAUGAAGUGGAUUUGCUCAAGAGAAUUCGUCAUCCAAACGUUGUAGCGAUCAAGGAUGUGAUUCAUACAACAUCUCAUGUUUAUCUCUUUAUGGAACGAAUCACUGGAGGAGAGUUAUUCGACCAUAUUGUCAGUGGUACCGGUGUCCUAGAAGAAGCUGAAGCCAAGUUUGUAUUCUUCCAAAUCGCUCGAGCUGUACACUAUCUACAUCAACAAGGCAUCACGCACCGUGAUCUGAAACCUGAAAAUCUUUUAUUGGAAACGAAGCAACCAUUCUCUCGUAUGAUAUUGACAGACUUUGGACUUGCGAAAUUCCGACCACCUCUUCAACGAAUGCAAACAACUUGUGGAACUUUCUCGUACAUGUCUCCAGAAAUGCUGACUGAGAAUUCGCCUGGUGUGCCCAACACUGGAUAUUCUUCCAAAGUGGAUUGCUGGAGCUUGGGUUGUCUGUUGUUUGCCAUGCUGUAUGGAGAACUACCCUUUGGACAAGACACGAAUGGACACGGUACUGAUCAGCUCUUUUCUCGCAUUCGGAAGGGGAAUUUUGAGUUCCCAAACACUCGUGUUCAUCGUGUUACAUCACAAGCCAAGAAUCUCAUUGAGUGUCUACUCAAGGUUGAUCCACAAGAACGAUACUCAAUGGAACAAGCGCUCGAACAUCCAUGGAUUACCUGUCAAGGGGACAUUCUCAAGCAACUGUAUCACCGAAUGUUGAAAAAGUCUGGAUGGUCUUGA
Synchytrium microbalum is the source of this 1251-nucleotide messenger RNA. RefSeq lists its product as uncharacterized. NCBI's taxonomy places the organism in Eukaryota, Fungi, Chytridiomycota, Chytridiomycetes, Synchytriales, Synchytriaceae. The transcript has 14 exons. The record is from RefSeq and is a predicted model, not a curated record. Gene Ontology annotation, molecular function: protein kinase activity; protein binding; ATP binding. Gene Ontology annotation, biological process: protein phosphorylation. The coding region runs from base 1 to 1251 and encodes 416 amino acids.